UUCACAUGACGUACGAUCUUGCCAGUGCCAUGGUGCGAAUCAUGAACCUGAUUGGCAUGAUGCUGCUGCUGUGCCACUGGGACGGCUGUCUGCAGUUCCUGGUGCCGAUGCUGCAGGACUUCCCUCCGGAUUGCUGGGUCACCCGGAACAAAAUGGUGAACGACACCUGGGGUCAGCAGUACUCCUAUGCCCUGUUCAAAGCCAUGAGUCACAUGCUGUGCAUCGGGUACGGCCUGUACCCGCCCAUCGGCAUGGCCGACGUCUGGCUCACCAUCCUCAGCAUGAUCGUGGGCGCCACCUGCUUCGCCAUGUUUGUGGGUCACGCCACAGCUCUGAUCCAGUCUCUGGACUCCUCCAGGAGGCAGUACCAAGAAAAGUACAAGCAAGUGGAGCAGUACAUGUCCUUCCACAAGCUCCCUGCUGACAUGAGGCAGAGAAUCCACGACUAUUAUGAGCACCGAUAUCAGGGCAAGAUGUUCGACGAGGAGAGCAUCCUGGAGGAGCUGAACGAGCCGCUGCGAGAG
This is a messenger RNA of Poecilia latipinna (sailfin molly), 524 nucleotides long. RefSeq names its product potassium/sodium hyperpolarization-activated cyclic nucleotide-gated channel 1-like. The record is from RefSeq and is a predicted model, not a curated record. Gene Ontology annotation, biological process: regulation of membrane depolarization; potassium ion transmembrane transport; sodium ion transmembrane transport. The annotation marks the transcript as partial. The transcript is spliced from 3 exons. Gene Ontology annotation, cellular component: axon; dendrite; membrane. Gene Ontology annotation, molecular function: voltage-gated potassium channel activity. Lineage: Eukaryota; Metazoa; Chordata; Actinopteri; Cyprinodontiformes; Poeciliidae.